Molecule: messenger RNA, 2319 nt
Organism: Chaetomium globosum CBS 148.51
Lineage: Eukaryota; Fungi; Ascomycota; Sordariomycetes; Sordariales; Chaetomiaceae
Exons: 1
Coding region: 1-2319 (772 amino acids)
Biological process (GO): regulation of transcription by RNA polymerase II; DNA-templated transcription
Cellular component (GO): chromatin
Molecular function (GO): DNA-binding transcription factor activity, RNA polymerase II-specific; zinc ion binding; RNA polymerase II cis-regulatory region sequence-specific DNA binding
Source: RefSeq, a predicted model, not a curated record
AUGCCAAGUUUCAGCGCAACUACGGACUCGUCCCCACCAGCCACGGCUGUGUUGUCCCCGACUACCACAACCGAAUCCCGCCCGGUCCUGCCCCGGGUUCCCCACGACGCCGCUAUCUUGCUUGGCCCCGACUCGAAUUCACAACCCUCUCCGUCCCUCCCAAACCCGGACCCGCGCAGGAUGCACCAACACCCCGGCUGGCAUCCCCAGCUGCCCGAUAUGGGGGCCUGCAACAUCAUCCGCCCGAAACCGGGCUACUACCCCCAGCAGGAGCAACGAGUCCCCGAACGGUCCACCCCUAUGCCCUACCACACAGCCGAGUUCCAGCCCGACGACAUAUCGCGAGAGAACUUUGCAGUGUGGUUAUUCAACCCUCACGCCCCUUAUGGCGAGUUCAACGUCUCGUCCCACGUUCCCUUUGUCGACGGCGGCGGCUUGGAGUCGACGCUCAACAACAACAUCCACUAUGACUACGAGUCCCUCACUAGUGGUCGAUCCCAACUGGAGACCCCAACCCGCUUUGUCGAGACCGACGAGCUCAUUUCCGAGUUUCGCCGCCAGGAAAUCCUCCGAUGGUUCCAGGUGUUCCGCCAGAAGCAGCCCAAAGCGGAGCCCCUAGUUGCCAACCUUGCGCAUGACGACAAUGGGGACAUUCCUGCCCUGGGGCUCGAAAUGAUGCGCGACUGUUUGCAGGAGUACUGGGACCGCGUGUCACCGCGGCUCCCUAUUGUCCACCAGCCUACUUUCUCGUGCAACCGAUGCUCCAUCUUCCUCCUCAUGGUCAUGGUCGCUUUGGGUGCCGUUUCACUACGCACUAGGGACUCAACCGGAAACCUAGCCGACUACGGUGGCUUUGCGGACAUGGUGAUACUCGGUGUGAGGUCCGAGAUUCUUACUGCCGAGGACGCCCAGCCCCCGGUUUCGCUCUGGGUAUCCCAGGCCCUCCUGCUGCUCGAGUUUUACGAAAAAAUGUAUUCCUCCCGUCGACUUCACGAACGCGCUCACAUUUACCAUGUCGUGGCGCUCAACCUUCUCCGGCGUGGGAGCCCGCUUAUUGGCCGCUCGGGAAGCGAAUCACCCCCUGAAGUGCCGUCAGCCGAGCAACCACAGGGCGUCUCCCUGGAUUCCCACACCUGGUGGUGCCGAUGGGCCGAGACCGAAGCCAUGCACCGGGUCGUCUUUGCUGCAUUCAUGACGGACACCAUCCACGCCGCCAUGUUCGGGCACGCAGCCGACAUGGCGCCCCACGAGAUCAGACUUCCCCUUCCUUGUGAUGAUAAUAUGUGGACGGCAUCAAAUCCAGACACAGUACGCCAGCUCGAUCAAAACCUACGCAUGUACGGCAUCAGGCCCAUAUCUUUCCUUGAUGGCUUGAAGCGUGCGUUGCACGGCAAGGAGGUUAAGACCCAUUCCUUCGGCCGCAUGAUUAUCAUGUCUGGCCUGCUGAGUGUCGGAUGGCAUCUCAGCCACAGGGAGACCCAUGAGAAGUGGCUGGAUUUGACCGCACCGGCCACCGAAACCCACGAGGCAUGGAAGAAAACCCUAUUGCGCGCCUUCGACGACUGGAAGCGCAGCUUUGACGCUGCCCAAGGCGCGGCGGGAAACUCUACCCUCGCCGACGCGCCAGGCUCGAAUGGCCCUGUCCAUAGCGCUGCUAUCCUCUACCACUUGGCUCAGAUUAGCUUGCACGUCGAUAUCAUCGACUGUCAAGUAUACAGUGGCGCCAAGCGGUUGCUCGGGAGGAAGGUUUCUGUUCGAGACUAUACCAACGUGGUUGCUAGGAUGCGAGCAUGGGCCACUCUGUCGUCAACUCGCCAUGCCAUCUUGCACGCCUUCAAACUCCUUCACCGCGUCCUGGUCGACCCCCGACGGAAUGCAAACUCUGCUGACCGCGAGCGGUUGGAUAUUGGACCCGGUGUCGUGAGUCUGCCACCGAUCGAGGUUCAGACGUACUCUUGCCGCAACGAGCCAGAUCCCCAUCGACCUUGGGUGAUGUACUACGCUGCCUUGAGCAUUUGGUCAUUCGUGAGAGCGAUUAGCCGCCAGGAUUCGCUUCAAGAACCGACCGGGCAUGCGAGUAACUCGUUCCGUCCGGGAAAACCAUCCCCUAUCCAAUACCGGCGUGUGGCCGCCUACCUGGGUAACAUUGCCGCCCUCCCCGAGCUGACUGAGAGCGCUGCGACGGGUUUAGGAGAUGGCUUGCCCGAUUUGCUCGACACCUUGAGCUCGGUGCUUUCCGAGGCACACUCCGAAAUACUACAAGAAGCGCAUGUACGACUGGAGGCGUGUAAGGAGAUGCUCACCAACUCCAGUGGGUGA